AUGGGUGCCAUGCUUUGUUGGGCUAUUUGGCAAGACAUGAAUAAUAAAGUUUGGAAUGGCAAGUCUGGGUCAGUUAAAAAUGUUAUGGCUUUAGCAAGAACUAAUCUUGAACAGUGGUUAUUUGCUCAAGAAAAAAACUUUUCACCCUCUUCUUUCUCGGUUGGGAUUGGAGAAGGGGAUAAGCAAUGGUGUGCCCCUCAUGUUGAUUAUUACAAGAUUAAUGUUGAUGCUGCAACUUUUAGUGACAAGCACAGAUUCGACUUUGGUUGGGUUCUUCGAGAUGCUAAAGGCUAUGUCAUUCAAGCUAGAUCGGGUUCAAGGCAUGGGUGUGUGGAUCCGGGUUUCGCCGAGGCUCUUGGAUUGAAGGAGGUUCUUAGUUGGAUAAAGACUUCAAACUUCUCUAAUGUUAUGGGGGAGACGGACAGCCUUGUCACGGUCCAAGCUCUUCGGAGUUCAGUGAUUAUGGCCUCUCCGUUUGGAAAUUGUAUUGAGGAGUACAAAUAUCUUCUUUCUAGUUUAAACAAUGUUAAUUUUUGCUUUGUUAAACGAUCUGCCAACCGUGUUGCUCAUGCUUUUGCUCAAGACUCAUGGUUAUAUGCUGAUCGUAGUUAUUCGGGUAGUUCUAUCCCGAGUAACAUUCUUGAUGUAAUCAUGCAUGAAAUGGUUUAA
Cannabis sativa is the source of this 669-nucleotide messenger RNA. RefSeq lists its product as uncharacterized. Gene Ontology annotation, molecular function: nucleic acid binding; RNA-DNA hybrid ribonuclease activity. The record is from RefSeq and is a predicted model, not a curated record. NCBI's taxonomy places the organism in Eukaryota, Viridiplantae, Streptophyta, Magnoliopsida, Rosales, Cannabaceae. The transcript has a single exon. Bases 1 to 669 code for a protein of 222 amino acids.